This is a messenger RNA of Budorcas taxicolor (takin), 2209 nucleotides long. RefSeq names its product growth differentiation factor 9 (gene GDF9). Gene Ontology annotation, molecular function: cytokine activity; growth factor activity. Bases 870 to 1967 code for a protein of 365 amino acids. NCBI's taxonomy places the organism in Eukaryota, Metazoa, Chordata, Mammalia, Artiodactyla, Bovidae. Gene Ontology annotation, cellular component: extracellular region. The transcript is spliced from 3 exons. The record is from RefSeq and is a predicted model, not a curated record. Gene Ontology annotation, biological process: BMP signaling pathway; SMAD protein signal transduction.
UCUCCUCGGUUCCCGGCUUUCCUCGGAGCCUCAGGAAGCGGCUGAAAUCGGACGGACUAAGAGUAGAAGAGCGAGGGGCCUGUCAACCUCCAGAGCUGCCCUAGGGUCGGAUGUCCUGGCGCGGUGGAAAGCGUCUUUGAGGCCGCCGCCUGGCAGUCAACGCGAGGUUUUGUACUGUCAUGUCCAGUAAGCUGGAACCGGAAUCGGCUAUGAUCAGGCCCUCAGCGGCCGCAAGACCCGAAUCAGGGACACGGAUCUGAGACUUCUCUUGUCAGCCACCGGAUUAGAAUCCACUGGCAGGGUGUAGACUUUCCCAAGAGAUAAUAAAAAUGUUUCCAUUUAGCCACAAGAGUCCUUAGGUAAUAGUACAGCAAGUGAUGAACAGCUGUUAGUGAUUGUAGGAGGGAAGAGGCAACCUCCGUCGCAGCCGGCUUCUCCCUCACAGAGUUCUGCCUGGGGCCGAAUGUCAUGUUGCCCACUGUUCACUGCCCAGGAGGAAGGCAGGAACGUCGCGUGUGAGGCGAUUCCAUUUUCGGAAAGUGCUUUCUACUUAAGGAUACUGCUGUCCUGUACAGCUGACUGACUUUUCCACUUGAUGCAACGUGUCUGUAAAUGUUUUUUUCAUGGAAUUGUUGGCCAUGUGUAAUCUAGGACUAAGUUCUCAUUCAGCAGUUUGGGUGUGUUUUAUAACCCUCCUUGGCAGAUCCGAGCCAGGGAGGUUUGGCAGACAAUGAACUUAAAAUUUACCAGUAUACCUCGGUUUUAUCAGCCUGGGUACUGCACAGACUGGUUCUGUAUCUUACACGGUUCUGUAUGAUGGGCACGGGGAACCCCCCAGGCUGCAGCCAGAUGACAGAGCUUUGCGCUACAUGAAGAGGCUCUAUAAGGCAUACGCUACCAAGGAGGGGACCCCUAAAUCCAACAGACGCCACCUCUACAACACUGUUCGGCUCUUCACCCCCUGUGCUCAGCACAAGCAGGCUCCUGGAGACCUGGCAGCAGGAACCCUUCCAUCAGUGGAUCUGCUGUUUAACCUGGAUCGUGUUACUGUUGUGGAACAUUUAUUCAAGUCAGUCUUGCUAUAUACUUUCAACAACUCCGUUUCUUUUCCCUUUCCUGUUAAAUGUAUAUGCAACCUGGUGAUAAAAGAGCCAGAGUUUUCUAGCAAGACUCUCCCUAGAGCUCCAUACUCAUUUACCUAUAACUCACAGUUUGAAUUUAGAAAGAAAUACAAAUGGAUGGAGAUUGAUGUGACGGCUCCUCUUGAGCCUCUGGUGGCCUCCCACAAGAGGAAUAUUCACAUGUCUGUAAAUUUUACAUGUGCGAAAGACCAGCUGCAGCAUCCUUCAGCGCGGGACAGCCUGUUUAACAUGACUCUUCUCGUAGCGCCCUCACUGCUUUUGUAUCUGAACGACACAAGUGCUCAGGCUUUUCACAGGUGGCAUUCCCUCCACCCUAAAAGGAAGCCUUCACAGGGUCCUGACCAGAGGAGAGGGCUAUCUGCCUACCCCGUGGGAGAAGAAGCUGCUGAGGGUGUAAGAUCGUCCCGUCACCGCAGAGACCAGGAGAGUGUCAGCUCUGAAUUGAAGAAGCCUCUGGUUCCAGCUUCAGUCAAUCUGAGUGAAUACUUCAAACAGUUUCUUUUUCCCCAGAAUGAAUGUGAGCUCCAUGACUUUAGACUUAGCUUUAGUCAGCUGAAGUGGGACAACUGGAUUGUGGCCCCACACAGAUACAACCCUCGAUACUGUAAAGGGGACUGUCCCAGGGCGGUCGGACAUCGGUAUGGCUCUCCGAUUCACACCAUGGUGCAGAACAUCAUCCAUGAGAAACUUGACUCCUCAGUGCCGAGACCAUCCUGUGUACCUGCCAAGUAUAGCCCUUUGAGUGUUUUGGCCAUCGAGCCUGAUGGCUCAAUCGCUUAUAAAGAAUAUGAAGAUAUGAUAGCCACUAAGUGUACCUGUCGUUAACAGACUCCUGUCAAGUAAAACCAUGAGUGUCCUGGCCAGUGUAAAUGCCGCGCCCCUGUCUAUGCCUUUGGGAGGAAGUUUCAUGUGUCAACUCUCUGACUGUACGACAGUGUGUGUUGUGUAAGGAGGAGCCUGGAUAGAUUAGCAUAUUCUGUGGCAUCUAUCAAUGUAAGGGAUAACAGCUGCCUUCCUCAUGGCCAAAUGUUUAAAUGAAAUGUAUUUCUUUUGGAGAACUUUGAAUU